AUGGGGCUGCCCGCUUUCCUCAUGGGGCUGGUCGUGGGGAGCCCCGACUUCCCGGUGCCCCCGGGGCUGGGCGUGCAGCCGGUGCUGCAGCAGCUGUGGCGCGAGUUCUUUGAGUUUGACCCUGAGGCGGACGUGUUUGGGGCGGGGCCUGCGCUGGAAGAAAGCGAGGAUGAGCCUGAGCAGCAGCAGCCCGCGUCGCGCAGGCGAGGCAGGGAGGCGCGGCGGCUGCGGGGCGACCUCCUGAUUGAAGGGCGGGAGUACGGCGGUCGGGCCAGCAGCCGCGCGGCGGUGUUUGGCGCCGACGGCAGCGGCGGCGAGGAGGAGGAGGAGGAGGAGGAAGAGGAGGAGGAGGGAGGAGCGGGCAGUGGGGACGGCGGCAGCAGCGAGCCUGGGAGCGAGGAGGAGGACGAGGCCAGAGAGGAGGAGGGUUGGCUGAAUGGCGACGCGGCCGCCGCCGGCGCCACCAGCAGCGGCAGCGACGAGGGCGGCGAGGAGGAGAAGGAAGGCCCAGAGGUGGCGGCCGGCGGCGGCGGCGGGGCGCGAGCGCCCGGCUCCGACAGCGAGGGCGGCGGCGGCGGCAGCGGCGCGGCGGCCGCGGCGGCCGCGGCGGCGGCGGCGGCGGGGGAUGAUAUGGCGGAGGAUGAGCAGAGCGCGCUGGCGGGGCUGAAGGAGCGGGCGGCGAGGGAGAGGAAGAAAGCGCUGGCGGUACAGGCGCAGAAGGCUGUGUGGCAGCGGGGGCUGGAGGCGCGCAUACUGCUGCAGCGCAGCCUGGCCGGAGCCAACCGGCUGCCGCAGGGCCGAAUGCGGCACGCCGCCGCCGCCGCCGACCCCGAGCUGGCGGCGGCGUUUGGGGGGCUGGCCAAGGAUGCUUCGGCACUGGUUCGAGACCUGCUGGCGCUGCUGGGGCAGCUGGCGGCCCAGAAUCCGGCUGUGGCGGCGGCAGCAGCAGUGGCAGGAGCAGCGGCGAGAGGUCCCGCAGCAGUGGCAGCGGCGGCAGCAGGAGCAGCCUCCUCUGGGGCUCAGCGCGGUGGGGCCGGCCAUAAGCAGCAGGAGCAGCGGGAGGAGGAGGAGGAGGGAGGGGAGGGGCGCGAGGGGCUGUGGCGGGAGGUGGAGGCGGCGUAUAUCGCCGUGGCGCCCUUCCGCGACGCCUCGCUCGACCGCUGGCACCGCAAGACGCUGCUGACAACGGGUGGCGCCUCGCUGCGUGCGGGGCAGCUGCGGGCGCUCAACCAGGGUGUGAGCACACAGGUGGCGCUGCUAAUUCAGGAUGCUGGCAAGGUGGUGCGGCGGACGCGGCUGCCGCGCGCGGCGCAGCAGGCGCCGCACCUGCGGGUGCUAUGCCCCGACCCCGAGGCCCCCACCGCCAAGCGGCGGCGCGCGGGCGGCGAGGAGGACGGUGGCCCGGGGGCAGCCAACGGCUUGGAGGUGGGGGAGAGGGAGGAGGCGGGCGGAGAGGAGCGGGACCCCGAGACAUUUGACGAUGCGGAGUUUUAUCAGGCCCUGCUUCGGGAGUUUCUGGAGAGCUCUUCGGAAGGCGGCGCCGCCGCCCUGUGGCACACGGGCCCCAAGCGGCGCAAGGCGGUUGACCGGCGUGCGUCCAAGGGGAGGAAGCUGCGGUACCACGUGCACGACAAGCUGGUGGGGUUCAUGGCGCCGCUGGAGCUGGAAGCCCCGCGCUACGCCGCCCAGCUCUUCUCAAACCUGUUUGGCGGCGGCGGCAAGUAA
Messenger RNA from Chlorella variabilis, 1725 nucleotides. RefSeq lists its product as hypothetical. The transcript is spliced from 12 exons. Lineage: Eukaryota; Viridiplantae; Chlorophyta; Trebouxiophyceae; Chlorellales; Chlorellaceae. The record is from RefSeq and is a predicted model, not a curated record. The coding region runs from base 1 to 1725 and encodes 574 amino acids. Gene Ontology annotation, cellular component: nucleus; nucleolus.